AAUCUUUGUUUGUUGUGAACUUGUGGUCAGAGACAUCAGAAACAUACAUUUUGAUCCAUUUUGAGGAUUGUCAGGUUAAAAUUUACAAAAUUAUAACGAAAAUUUUGUGUUUCUAAACAUACGUCGGAACUUACAGAAAAUACUACAUUCGCCCCUCAUGAUUGGGUGAAAACACAAGGGCGGAAACUCACUUUGGUUUGUUUUGAUUGAUGUUGUUGAUUCGCCCUUUUGUUUUUUGCUUGUAAAACUACGUAUUUUCGGAAUUUUGUGAUGAUGGAGGGUGUUUUAGAAUCAGUUUUGUUCGCUUUAUAUGAUUCUGACAAAAACUCAGUUUGUUUACAUCUGAGGGUUUCGCCCUAUUGAAAAGUUGUUACAGAAUUUAUUCAAAAAGGUAUUUUAAAUGUGAACGAUCAGAACAUCAAAAUCAUGGCGAAAGAAUCCCUCCAAUUCACCGACCUGGACGAGGACUCGCUGGUGCACAUUUUCUCCUUCCUCAACCUGGAAGAUCUGGACCGUCUGGCCCGCGUUUGCCACCGGUUCUACAUCGUCAUCACGGUGCAUCUGUAUUCCCGGCUGAGCGCCCGCCUGCUUCUAACCGGCCACCAGCCGAAAGCCGCCCACUGUCCCAGCCGGAACGUGAUCGAGUUUGACUUCCGGCGCCGUAUAAGUUUGUUCGAGAACUGGCGCUAUGGACGGUACGCGGAGAACCAGUUCUUCCAGCAUAGGAUGUUGUACUUUUCGCAGAUUAUGCUGGAGAAGCGCUGGCUUUACAUGAGCCAUCGCGGCCAGUUGAGGGUUCACAAGAGGACUGCGGAGAGGGGGUUGUUGAGGGUGAAGCCGAGUUGGACGGUGGGGGCGGAGAGACAAUCGGAUAUCAAUUGGAUGGUGAAGAAGGGCGAGGUGAUCUUUGCUGGAAGGGCCGAUGGGAGUGGGUUUGUGUACGACUGCCGGAAGCGACGGUACAGCAAGCAGGUGCUGGCGGAUGAUAUCGUGACGGCGGUUGACUUUGAGGGGGAGUUGUUUGUGAGCACGGGUAAGUCGAGUUCGACGUGCUUUUGGACGGGGUUGGUGGAAGAUGGGCAGUAUGCGCUGGAGAGGAGGCUUGAAGUGGCGGACGCGUACCAAACGAUAAUGCUUAGUCCGGACGGAGGGAGCAGGUUGGCGGCGGGGAAGUACCACGAUCGUGCCAAGAGCGCCUUGCGGUUGAUAGAUGUGGAAAGAGGUUUCUCAACCGUCCUGAACUCACCGUCCCGUGCCGUUUAUCACCUGCUGUGGAAGGAUUCGUGCACGAUUCUGACGGGAAACUUUGACACAACGAUGCGAUUGGUCGACACGCGAACUGCCCAAGACGAAGCGAUCUGGAGUGACCCCUACGACGCGUCCGUUUACUGUCUGGAUUAUGACGGAGCUUACGGAGUGCUCUGCGGCAUGAAGCAGCACUUCCGGGUGAACCUGUACGAUCUACGAGCACCCCGCCGCUGCGUCCAGAUGUACUUUUCGCCCCGGAAAUCGACCAACUAUUCGCCGGUGUACAGCCUGGCCGCGGAUUCGAGUCAACUGUUCAUCGUGACCGAUCACGAUCUGCGAGUGCUCAAUUUUGACGCCGACCAUGCCGAAAGCAAAGACUUUACGCACGAUCUGGAUCGGUGGUUUUAUUGAAGAAAUAAAUUUGGAUAAAAGCG
Culex pipiens pallens (northern house mosquito) is the source of this 1682-nucleotide messenger RNA. RefSeq names its product F-box/WD repeat-containing protein 4. Gene Ontology annotation, molecular function: protein binding. Gene Ontology annotation, biological process: SCF-dependent proteasomal ubiquitin-dependent protein catabolic process. The coding region runs from base 427 to 1659 and encodes 410 amino acids. NCBI's taxonomy places the organism in Eukaryota, Metazoa, Arthropoda, Insecta, Diptera, Culicidae. Gene Ontology annotation, cellular component: SCF ubiquitin ligase complex. The transcript is spliced from 2 exons. The record is from RefSeq and is a predicted model, not a curated record.